UAGGGUGUGGUGUAACUCAUGCAUAAUAACUCUGAAUCUCAAUCUCAAUGGAAAGAAUGGUUUCCUCACUGUAUUAUAAAUGGAGAACAUCCAUUUUGCCUUUUAAUCUUGAAUCAGCUACUUAAUAAAGAGAAUGAACAUUUUCUAAAGAAAAACUGGAGAAAUGCUGCAAUCCGCAUUGCUGUUGAUGGGGGUGCUUGCCAGCUGAAAAGUAUAUCAGAUGAAGAAUUGAACUUGAUACCUGAUGUGAUAUGUGGAGAUUUUGAUUCAGUUACACCUGAUGUUCUUGAUUACUAUCAGAACAAGGGUGUUGAAAUAGUUCAUACACCUGAUCAAGAUGAGACUGAUUUUACUAAAGCUGUAAGACUAGCUGUUCAGUAUAUAGCUGAGAAAAAGUUGCAGGUAUCAGCAAUAGUUGCUGUAGCGAGAAAUGGAGAACGUCUAGAUCACAUAUUAGGAAAUCUGAAUACCUUAUACACUGCUAAUGAAAUUACUUCUAUACCUGUAUUUAUUUUAGGGCAUGGUUCUCUCACUUGGCUGUUUUGUCCAGGAUCACAUAAAGUACAUAUUACUGAUGAUGUAAAAGAUUCCCAUCUUGGAUUGAUACCUUUAGGAAAAGAAUGCACAAAUGUCUCAACCACGGGACUAAAGUGGAAUUUAAAUGGUGAUAGGAUGAAAUUUGGUGGUUUAAUCAGUACUUGUAAUCUUUUUGAUGGCAGCAGUACUGUUACUGUUACAACUGAUACAGAGCUUAUUUGGACCAUGGAAAUAAAACUAAAUACAUCAUAAUAGGCAUUUACAACUCGACACAUUCAUUGGGAAAGGCUAAUACCAUCAAUUAUUUAGCUAUCUUAUCACCGAGAAUGCUACCUAUGGUGCACUACAUCCAUGAGAAGUCGGGAAACUUCCUGCCUGUUUUGGUGGAGAACAACUCAGUAACGAAUCCGAGUGACACCCACCCCUCUUUUCCUACUACCAAACCUCUUGAGAGAACUUCCAGUUCACAGGUAUUUUAAAAGCCUCUUUGAGAAAUGAAAAUAUUAAAUCUAUUAAAUACAACCUUAAGAAUGCAAUAUACAUCUUAGGCCCACAUCACAUGGCGUUUGUUUCACACGAACAACUGUUUCGGACAAUUUUUCUGCCUGGUUUACUAUUGAAAGAAAGACGUGCAACUUCCCUUCCUUU
Molecule: messenger RNA, 1185 nt
Organism: Stegodyphus dumicola
Lineage: Eukaryota; Metazoa; Arthropoda; Arachnida; Araneae; Eresidae
Product: thiamine pyrophosphokinase 1
Biological process (GO): thiamine metabolic process; thiamine diphosphate biosynthetic process
Molecular function (GO): thiamine diphosphokinase activity; ATP binding; thiamine binding
Source: RefSeq, a predicted model, not a curated record